Messenger RNA from Cololabis saira (Pacific saury), 2083 nucleotides. It is a transcript of the gene pitpnc1b, whose product is annotated as phosphatidylinositol transfer protein cytoplasmic 1b. Lineage: Eukaryota; Metazoa; Chordata; Actinopteri; Beloniformes; Belonidae. The record is from RefSeq and is a predicted model, not a curated record. The transcript has 10 exons. Gene Ontology annotation, biological process: phospholipid transport. Gene Ontology annotation, molecular function: phosphatidylinositol binding; phosphatidylinositol transfer activity. Gene Ontology annotation, cellular component: cytoplasm. The coding region runs from base 641 to 1564 and encodes 307 amino acids.
AAAACAGGCAGAUAAAAAGAAAAACUGGCAAAGGAAUGUGUGAGGAACUGAAAGUAGCAUAACGUUGUUUACGGGAAAGGGAGGAGCACCGAGGAUAGGACGACGUUACAGAAGAGGGAAACUAAACAAAGUUGAGAGAGGGACAUAAAGGAAAGAACAGGUAGAGUUGGUUUACAUUAGGUUUCAAUUUUACCUCAGUUAAUUACUACUUUCUUUUCCCUGCAGCAGAAGAAAGUAAACAGAAAGUAGAGAGAGAGAGAAAAAAAAAGCUAACAGAGACCAGCUGAAGGCAGAGGAGGAGAAAGAAGAAGCAGCAAACAAAAGGAAGGAAAGACAGCAGUUAUCAAGUUGGGUCAAAAGGAAUUAAUAGAGAAAGAGAAACAAAAAAGCAGAUCAGAGACACGGCUCUGAGGACUGAAGAACAAAAGAAAAAAACAGCCACUCACUGACAGAAAGAACCGAAAUUAACUCCACAGACUACUGGCAUCAGCAAAGCAAGAGCAAGAAGAGCGGCAGAGAAGAGGUCACUGUGGUCAGUGUGUGGCAUGCCUGAGCGAGUCUACUAUGCAAGCAAGACAGCGGACAUAAACAGACAGAAGUUAACACGCUUCCAAAAGGCAGCUUUCUCUAAACAGGCAGCAUGUUGAUGAAAGAGUACCGCAUCUGUAUGCCACUCACUGUGGAUGAGUACAGGAUCGGACAGCUCUACAUGAUCAGUAAGCACAGCUGUGAGCAGAGUGGUGGAGGAGAGGGGGUGGAGGUGGUGACGAAUGAGCCAGAUACUCACCCUCAGCAUGGCCCUGGACAGCUGACCGAGAAGCGAAUCUACCUCAGCAGUAAACUACCGUCCUGGGCAAAAGCUUUUGUCCCACGAUUCUUCUACGUCACAGAAAAAGCCUGGAACUUCUACCCGUACACCAUUACAGAGUACUCAGUAUCAUUCCUCCCCAGGUUCAGCAUCCGCAUUGAGACAAGAUUCGAGAACAACAACGGAAAUAACGACAAUGUCUUCGGGGACACACCAACCCCAGCAGAGAAUGUGAGUUUCCUGGAUAUCCUCAGUGACCCCAUCCCUGAAAAGCACUAUAAGGAAACAGAGGACCUCAGUCAAUGGCAGUCCAGUAAAACCUGCCGUGGGCCUCUGGAGGAAGGCUGGAGAGACCACCAUGAGCCCAUUAUGUGCUCCUAUAAGAGGGUGCAAUGCAGCUUCGAGGUCUACGGCUUCCAGACCAAGACUGAGGAGUUCAUUCACCGAAACAUUAAAGACAUUCUCCUGGUCGGCCACAGGCAGGCAGUAGCAUGGAUCGACGAGUGGCAUGGGUUGAGUUUGGAAGAAGUGAGACAGUACGAGCAGACAAUGCAAGAGAAGACCAACAGCAAAGUCAAAUCCAGCCACAACAGCACAGGUCCGCAGGUUGGAGCUCGUCCUGCAUUCUCGCGGUCCAUCUCUGUGACAGACGAGCGUUCCCUGAGGAAAAUGGGAGUGACUACAGCAGCCAUGCCUGACACCUCAGACUCUUCUGUGCCACACGGUCCCCUUCGCCUCAAUUCAACCCCUGAGUGAUGCCUUGCACGCUCUGAACAAUGCAAACACAAAGCCCAAACAGUGUCAGCAAUCAGCAGUCAUGUGAUGUUAUUUCUCAAAUACACACUUAUAUAAACAGCAACAGGGUUCUGAAAGGCAAAGUUUGACAUUUUGGGAAGGGGAACAUUAUUAGACCUUUUAUAGGCACAAUUAGAAGAUCAAUGCCACUGUCCUGUCUACUUAAUGCAACCUUGUAAAAAAAGAAUACUUGAAACACAGACUAUGUCCAUUGGUAACACAAUCCACUGAAUAUCUCUUCAUACACAAAUGGUUUGUUUCUUUAGUGUAAAUAAGUGUAAUGUAAUAUAUGUGAUCUGAGGGGCAUUGUAACGUGACUAUUUUGAAUUAAUCCAGUAUCUUUCUGAGAUAAAUCACUGUGGUGUUAUUUAUGCAUGGAAUAAACAAAGGUAUUUGAGCUUGGAUACUGUAUGUUGCUGAAUUGUUACAUCUUGAUUGUGCCAGAGUAGUUGUUCUAUUUUAUAAAGCUAAACAUACUGA